Stylonychia lemnae is the source of this 450-nucleotide messenger RNA. The record is from the annotation of a GenBank genome assembly. Lineage: Eukaryota; Ciliophora; Spirotrichea; Sporadotrichida; Oxytrichidae.
AUGUAGAUAACUUUCCAAUAAAAUUUACCAGUAAAUAGAGCAACAAUUUAGAGCUUUUCUAUGUAUUAUCAUACUGAGCAUGACUAGGUUUUAACAUCAAAUAAAGGCUAUGUGAUUGAUGAUGAAGUAUCAAAGAAAGUAGAGAAAAAAGAAACUUUGGCACAAUAAAAGGAGAAAAAUAGAGUGACUGAAUAUAUGAUACUAUUAUCAGCUGAUAUGUCUAAUCAUAUAGGUGCUUAAUCAACAACAUUAUGCAACAGAAAUCCAAAAGAUAUUAAUUCACAUAAACUAAUAGAAGUUAUUGAAGUCAGAACUGAUCCUGUGGAAAUUUAAAUUGAGGAUUAAGGUCCAGGACUACCAAAUCCUUCUUAAUGGUCUCAGUAGUAGAACAGCAGGAAGAAGGGAAGUAUUUUACCUAAAGUAAAGCAGACUCCAAAGACAAGAUUUUGA